This is a messenger RNA of Heterobasidion irregulare TC 32-1, 252 nucleotides long. RefSeq lists its product as uncharacterized. The transcript has a single exon. The coding region runs from base 1 to 252 and encodes 83 amino acids. NCBI's taxonomy places the organism in Eukaryota, Fungi, Basidiomycota, Agaricomycetes, Russulales, Bondarzewiaceae. The record is from RefSeq and is a predicted model, not a curated record.
AUGCUUCGUGACCUACAUGUCCUAGGAGGGUCAUUCGGCUUAGAAACGCAUGACAAGGACUGCAGGGUUGACUUGAAGAGUGAGUACGGGGGAUCGUGUGUUAUUGAGGAUGUCGAGGUAUCUGACCUCAUGCUCGCAGCGCAGCGCGUCUUCUUCCUGCGUCGCAUACUCCCGCCAUUCCGACCCUCAUUUCUCGUUGUAUCGCGGCAGGUGCUUUGCUUCCUUGCAUUGAGUGCCCUGAUUCAGGCCUAG